This is a messenger RNA of Silurus meridionalis, 983 nucleotides long. It is a transcript of the gene angptl8, whose product is annotated as angiopoietin like 8. Gene Ontology annotation, biological process: regulation of lipid metabolic process; triglyceride homeostasis. Bases 89 to 712 code for a protein of 207 amino acids. The record is from RefSeq and is a predicted model, not a curated record. NCBI's taxonomy places the organism in Eukaryota, Metazoa, Chordata, Actinopteri, Siluriformes, Siluridae. The transcript has 3 exons.
ACAACCGAGACCUACUGGAGCUCUGAAUGAGUGCUGAUCUCACAUUCGCUUCAAAGAAACCUUAAACAGCGCUCUGAGGCUAGUCGCCAUGCUAACCGUCGUCAGCACAUGGGUAUGUCUGUGCGCGUGGGUAUGCGGGGUAUCUUCUUCACCUGUGAUGCCACGGUCUGAGGAAAAGGUAGCACUUAAGGAUGAAGUGAAUGUGCUGAUGUAUGGGGUGCUGCAAUUCAGUGAGUCACUGCAUGAUAUGUAUCAGAACACUGAAGCCAAGCUGGUGCGCAUCACUAAAGCCAUUACAGAAACAGAGAACCUUGUGCAGCGCCUGGGCCAGGAUACAGAACAGACCAUCCGCUCCGAGCGCCAGAUAAAAGACAGGCUCAGUGUCAUCCAGGCCGAGACGACGGCGCUACAAGCCCAGGCUCAACAAACCAGAGGACUGGUCUACAACGUAGAGAGAGACGAGGUGGCGCUAAAGCAAAAACUGGCCCAACUGGAGGCAACCAUGAAAAGAGUCACCCCUGUUGGCAUCAGAGCACUGAAGGAGAUCACCCAGAAGCACAACACCCUCCUGCUUGACCUGGGGAACUGGACAAAGAAACAGAAAGAGCAUCUGGAAAGCCAGAACCAGCAGCUGGCUGAGUUACAAAAACGGACGAUCAGGAACACUUCUUCCAGAGUCUUCAAAACUGCACGAGCGAUGAGUGACUGGUAGAACUGGUGACUCUGUUCAGCAUUUGCACAUUUUUUAUUGCAGGAACAAUUCUCUUUCAAACCUAGUUCCAGCAACUAGAACUAUGUUUUUUUUUACUAAACACUCCCAAGGUGGCAAACAAACCAGAACUGUUCAGACUAUAAAAAAAAAAAAAAACAACCUUCAAGGAUACCAUUGUGUUGUACUCUUAUAUAAUAUACUAUAUUAUUUUUCUACAGUAUAAUAAAUACAAUCUUUCUUUAAAAAAAAAAACAUUUCAGAUUGUGGUUUA